AUGCCAAAACGAGUAUGUGUGAUCGGAGCUGGCGCAGCAGGUCUUGCAGCUGCAAAACAUUCAUUGGCUAAAGGAUUAGAAGUAGAAGUAUUUGAGCAAACGAAUCGAGUCGGAGGAACAUGGGUGUAUUCAGAACAAACGGGUUGCCAUUCCAGCAUGUAUCAAGAUUUAAAAACCAACCUCCCGAAAGAAGUAAUGCAAUACCGAGAUGUUCCAUUUCGUGCGGAUCUUCCCUCCUUCCUAACUCAUGAAGACGUUCUAGAGUAUCUUCAAGAAUUCUCCACAGGCCUUCCUAUCAAUUUCAAUCACACUGUGGAGAGUGUAGAAAGAGUUAAUGAUCAGUGGAAGGUGACAACACAUCAUGGAGCGGGAAUUAGUGAGACGCUUUUUGAUAUUGUUUUCGUGUGUAAUGGACACUAUUUUGAGCCAAAUAAUCCAUACGAAGAGAAUGAUUUCAAAGGAACCCUUAUCCACAGCCAUGACUACCGUCGUGCCAAAGACUACGUUGAUCAAGAAGUCGUUGUGAUUGGAGCAGGUCCAUCUGGAAUCGAUAUCGCUCUCCAACUCUCCGAAACAGCCAAGAAGAUCACUCUGAUCAGUCGCAAAGCGACAUACCCGACACUCCCGAAAAACAUCACCCAAAUUAGCCAACAUGUCAAAAAAGUAAUAGCAGAGGGGUGUGAAACUGAUGAUGGUACUGUGAUUACGGCAGACACUAUCAUUGUUUGUACUGGAUACUUUUAUAAGUAUCCAUUCCUUCAAGACAGCAUACUUCGAGUUAAGGAGAACAAUCAACUGGUAUCACCGAUUUUUGAGCACGUCGUUCAUGCGGAGUACCCAGAUAGCUUGUAUUUUAUUGGUCUGAACCUCGUGACAAUAACAUUCCCACUAUUCGAAUAUCAAGUGAAAAUGGCGUUGGGGUUUGCAACUGGAUCGGCACCGAUUCCUGAUAGAGAUACGCUCAUCGAUUAUGAGAAAAAUCAAAUCGAACACCAAAAAUCGCGAGGUCUUGAAACCCGAUUCUACCAUCUUCUUCAAUCGGAACAGUGGGAUUAUUUGGCCAGAAUUGCGAAACUGGGUCAUUUUGAUGAGUGGCCGUAUAUGAACACCAUUGAAAACAUCACUCAAUACCUAAAUGAGCAACGGAAAUCCAAUGUGAUCGGGUACAAAAACAUCAAUUUCCAACUGAGUGAUAACGGGAUGGAAUAUGAAGUUGUUCGGUGUUGA
Caenorhabditis briggsae is the source of this 1227-nucleotide messenger RNA. Gene Ontology annotation, molecular function: N,N-dimethylaniline monooxygenase activity; flavin adenine dinucleotide binding; NADP binding. The transcript has 8 exons. The record is from RefSeq and is a predicted model, not a curated record. Bases 1 to 1227 code for a protein of 408 amino acids. NCBI's taxonomy places the organism in Eukaryota, Metazoa, Nematoda, Chromadorea, Rhabditida, Rhabditidae.